AUGGCUUCACGAUUCCCACGUCAACGAGACCCACGCUCGUCCUCCUCCUUAUUCGACUCGUAUGGCGGCGGCGAUUCCCGCCCGGCGAGCAGAUCUCCUGCGUCGGUAGGCGGAUACGGAUAUGGAGGAUACGCUGGCCCAGCAGUCAGCGCGUACCCUGGUACCAAUGGCAGUGCCAGUUUUCGCAGUGUAACACCGGAUAAGAAGGGCCACUAUUCGGACGCGGUACUAUCAUCACUCGAGUCUCAGAAUGAUGCCGAGGUUGAAGGAAUUACAGCCAAAGUGAAGAUGUUGAAAGAUAUGACGAUAGCAAUCGGCGACGAGAUCCGCGAUACAUCCUACCUCAACACCCUUGAAAAUUCUUUUGAAAGCACCCGUGUCCGACUUCGCGGGAAUAUGACCCGUAUGCUUCGCAUGGCCGAGCGAACGGGGAUCAGUUGGAAAGUCUGGCUGGGCUUUUUCACCGCUGUGUUCUUGCUGUUCUUCUACGUGUGGCUGUUUUGA
This is a messenger RNA of Penicillium oxalicum, 504 nucleotides long. Its product is annotated as SNARE domain- containing protein. Lineage: Eukaryota; Fungi; Ascomycota; Eurotiomycetes; Eurotiales; Aspergillaceae. Gene Ontology annotation, biological process: endoplasmic reticulum to Golgi vesicle-mediated transport. Bases 1 to 504 code for a protein of 167 amino acids. The record is from RefSeq and is a predicted model, not a curated record. The transcript has 4 exons.